Molecule: messenger RNA, 4979 nt
Organism: Pelobates cultripes (western spadefoot toad)
Lineage: Eukaryota; Metazoa; Chordata; Amphibia; Anura; Pelobatidae
Source: the annotation of a GenBank genome assembly
CAAAGUUUUCAUCUCAGCUUCUACAAGCUCCACAUCAACUUGUGCCACACCAUGGAUUCAGGUAUGGAUCUACCUCAAUGUAGCCCGAUCAGGUAUAGAAUAUGGAACUAAAUAUCAAGCUGCUUUGGAAAGGAACUUUUAGAAUAAACGGGAACAGCUAAACAUUGCCCUCUAGCUGGUGCUAAACUACAUUUUCCAAAAUUUCCUCGUUGAUGUUUUUGGAAAAUGUUCUGUAAAAUGAUCACUGCAGGAGGGUUGUGGUGGGACAUCCCUAGAUUACAAGGUUUGGUUAUUCUAGGUCCAUAUUCAUAAUGUCACACUAAGUCGAGUUAGCCAUUCGUACAUCAGCUUGUGCAUAAGAUUCCAAUGAUAAUCUGUACAUUCACCAUUUUUGAUGAUGUGGACUGGUAUAAUUCAUGAAUCUACAGAUUAUUAUUAUUGAUGGAACUUCUUAGCAGGUGUAUUCUGAUAUAUACAAACCAAUGAAAGUCAACAUAAAUAUUACUGGUGGAACUUCGUGUUUUACCUCUGACUACUAAUCUCACAGAGGCAAAUUCUCUACACAGAUUUAAAUCCAACAUUAACUCUAAACUAAUGGUAAUUCAGAGGACUUGAAGCCUACAGAUACACUAACACAUUAAACAGUAAUUCAACAAGGUAAAUCUUUUUGAACCCAUUUGUAGCUUGAUAGAAUGUGAAAGUCUUUGGCCUACAUCAGUUACUUUUUAAAUACUUAGAUGGGUCAGAGUUAGAAUUCUAUUUACAUUAUCCCACAGAAGAUCACCUCAAGGUGUCACCAGACAUCAAUGAAACAAAUGCACCUUAGUUUGAUCAUAACAUCUUUUUUUUCCCAAGACAUAGCUGUAAAUUAGAGAAAGGUAAAUGUAUCUUUGUACGAUAAAAUGCUCUGACGCUACCAUUGAUUACUAGCAACGAAUGGUAUUAUAUAACCACUUACUGCAAAAAAUUUAACCACAUUUAAUACAUUGUUACAGUUAUACAGAGAUACCUCCGAGAGCGGGUUUUUAUGCAUAGUCAACUGAAACCAUGUCUUAAAUUUCAAGUAAAGAUGAAUAUCUGUAAACACUUAACCAGGGAUCAUGUCUAUUUUAGUUGACGUUAAAAGUAUUAUUCAUUGAAAAUGUAUUUGGAUUUUGUAGAAUAUUUGAGGGUUGCCAUUGUAGAUACUACAAUAUCAAGUUGUCAAACUAAAUACAGGAGAAUAAAUUUAAUUUAGUAUAAGUUAUUAGCCAUCAAGACACAGUUAGCAGCCGGCGUGAUUGAUUUUAAGGGCUACAGUAAUGGCUCCUUAGUUCUUAUCACUUAACUUAAACAUAAUUGGUUGCAAUCACUUCCACAACUUCUUUAAUUGGACGUCAAAGUGAGCUUUCUCUCUGUUUUAUCCAGGGUUUUUCUCUCCUCUCGUAUUCCUGGUUAUUUUGUCGAUCCAGAACCAUUUUCAUGUUAGGGCUUUUCCAUCAGUGCCUUUGUCAAAUCUCAUUACAAAUGCUGUGAACCGGGCCCAGGACCUUCAUCUGCUGGCUGCAGACACAUACCGGGACUAUGUAAGUACCCAUUAUAACAAACAUUUUUGACAGAUAGCAUAUUAUAGUAGUGUAUGCAAGGAAAAGGCUGUCUACCCCAAACCCUUCUCCGUCAUUGAUGCAAUUCUUUAGAACCCCUAUGUCUACAAAAGUAUCGUUAGCUAUGAUGCUUUUUCUUAGUGAAGAACAUCAAACCUUGGACAAAUUAUUGGCCAAUUCAUAACCGAUAUCUUUGCUAGAUAGCCUCCUAAUUAUUGUAAAUUAAAUGUGUAGCUGGUAAUUAGAAAUGUGAAGUGCAAUUUGUGUCUUUAAAGGAACGUACCUACAUCCCAGAAGACCAGAGACAUUCAAAUAAAAAUUCCCGCGCUGUAUAUUGUUAUUCAGAAAGCAUCCGUGCCCCAUCAGACAAGGACAAUACCCACCAAAAAUCUGUGAGUACACUGCUGGAACGUGUAGAAACUAGAAAACAUUAUUGAUUAGGAAACUUUGAUUUUCGUUGAGCGGCACAAAAUGAUAUGGGUGUUAUUUAGUGAUACCACAGCCUGUAUUUUGUAUAUGUCAUAUUUCUACUCUACCCUAGAAGACUUUUCAACUAAUUUUGCUUACAUUUGAAUUUAUACUGUAAGUUUGGUGGGGGUUGUAGUCUCUCUGUGUAGAUCUGUCUUGCAGGUCCAAUCAUCUGGUGAACUGGAAAAAUAUUGGUAAUUCCUAUUUCAACAGUUUGGUCCCUGUAUCCUUAUUUUAGUACACAUAUUUAUACGACACCAAUUAAUGCUACAGCCAUAGAUACAUUGACUAGUAAAUGUUAGUGUGACAUGCAAAUGAAAAGAUCCAGUAGGUUCUGAGAUCUCUACCGACAGCUGGAGAGGGAAACAGAUAGGUUAAACACAAGUUGGCAAUAACAUUAAAGAGCAGAGCAGCACCGUGGGUUUGAACAGGUUCAGGGAAGGAGAGAGUCAGAUUGAAUGGUAGUAAGCUUCAGACAUAUCAGGCCACAUGGUAAAAGGAGAAAUUUUGGUUCUUCUGCCACCUGAAAUAUUUAAUUUUUGCAAAAACCACCAGGUUUAUAUCUGUAACAUGUUCGUGGUCAGCUUCUGACAUGACAAAGGGUUAUAGAGACCUUUCACUGAUAAUUCAGUGCAUUGAACCUAAAUUAUUUUUAUGGACUAGAACAGUGAAGGCUCACCUUUGCACCAUAUGUUUUUGAGUAUAUUUUUAAUAAUUCUCAGAUUCUUGGACAUCAAAAGAAAUUGUAAUUUAGAAACAUCUUGGAUGCCGUCCGAUGCACAUUUCUCAUGAUAUGAUGCCAGAUUUAGAGUGUGCAAAGGAUUGCCAUCCCAGGACUAAAAUACCUAUUACCCAGUCAACUAAUUAGUAACGCUUUAAAGGAACACUUUAGUCACAGUAACAUAGCUCACGGUAAUGGUUACAGAACAAAAAGAAUGUGGCGCUGCACCAGACAAAAAACAGGGUUGCCCUUCGCUUGCCACUUGGCUAAUGCAAUAUGGACUACUUAAUUCACUAACUUGUCCAACUUUGGGCAUCGACAAUAGUCUGAAAAAACUGUGGGCAAGUGCGGCAUAAUGAGCUGUAGUGGUUAUGGUGCUUAGGCAGCCUCCUAAUCAAACACGACUCCCCAUCAUAUGUAACUUUACUUUUGUCAAUCACUGCAGGACAUGGAGCUACUGCGCUUUUCACUGACCCUCAUUCAGUCCUGGCUUAAUCCCGUGCAAGUCCUCAACAGAGUAUUCACCAACAACCUAGUUUUCGGGAACGCAGAUAACACUGUGUAUGAAAAGCUGCGAGAUAUGGAAGAAGGGAUCCUGGCCCUGAUUAGAGUGAGUAUGAAAUGUGGCAAAAUAUUAAUUGGAAAGAGUUAGCCAGUGCAUGAUUUGUUGUUUAAAGAUUACCCAACCUUAUAUGAAAUUUACUUCUGCAAAGAAAAUGAGGAUUCUUCCAAUGAUGGCCAAAGCUUCCUUUAUAAAGAUACAAAACUUUGCAUGUUUUAAAGACAAUAUCAUCAAAGCAGAGAAACAGAUAGAAUUUGGAAAUGGGAGGGAAUAGUUUGAUGGGUAUAUGUGCUCAUUGUAAGAUUUAAAUGGUUGGUUGAAAAUUAUUUCGAAGAAUAUCAUCAAAAAUGCUGGGCCAUUUUAAAUUAUAAUUAGUAUUGGUAAAAUGAUAAAUGUCUGUUGUGUUGGGGCAAAAAGGCCAUAUAUGGUGCAAGAGAUAAGUAUAAGAGUAGUUUAGAAUAUGAGAGCAAGUUGGUUGUGGUGUGCCGGAACCAACGAUGUGGUAGGGCCUGUAAAUGAAAGAGGGACCACCCAAGUGUAAAGGGGGGGGGGGAGAGGAGGAGGAUAUGUUGAGUAGUAGGAGUGGAGGGAGAGCCAUGCAAAUCGCUAGACCACGAACGGUGUGGAGUAAAGCAAGGGUUCCCUUUAAGCAGGAAAAUCACAUGCCCCUCCCACAAUUACAGGCCAAACGGCCUUAAUAUUUGCGUACAAAAUCUUAAUGUGAAUAUUUUAAAUAAAAAGUACAUGUUUUUGGACAAAUGUAAACAUUGUCAUUUGUUUUAUAGUGUCCAAAUAAAGGGAGUGCAUCUGUGCUCUAAAACCUCAACAUUAAGAUGUAGAUGUCCCCUUUGAUAUUUUUAAUGCGUUAUAUAGUGCUCUUUAAAAAUACUGUUUAACUACAUCCUGUAAUGUCAAUUUAAUAAAUCAAACAUUUUUGGUCCUAUUUAGAUUUACGUUUCCAUUACAUCUUUCUUUUUUUAACUGCAUUAUGGGGGGAAAAAAUUCUCAAUUAAUAUAUUACUAUAUACUGUGUUAAUACUUGGAGAACAUAUACGAUACGACUUCUGAAUUACACUCAAACGUUUGGAUGGAAUUUAUGCUAAGUGAUUGAGAUUAUUUCGUUAUUUUUACAGUAGGAGAGGAAAUUAACUGGUUUUGUUAUUAUACAGGAAAUGGAAGAAGGGAACGCUCGUAGCUAUGACCUCAUGAGACUCACCUACGAUAAAUUCGACAUUAACCAGCGCAGUGACAAUGCUUUGGUGAAAAACUAUGGUCUUUUGUCGUGUUUCAAAAAGGACAUGCACAAAGUUGAAACUUACUUGAGGGUCAUGAAGUGUCGGCGGUUUGUUGAGAGCAACUGCGCAAUUUAAAUAUCCUUUUCAGGAUAAUAGUUUUACGCCAUUCCCUUUCCAGCCAGAAUCUCGUAACAAAUAUUGGGAUAUUGUCACUAGUUUAUCUCGCAGAAAGAGGAUAAUAGUUUAAUUUAAGUAGCAUUACUUUUACUAUUUUAGCCUAAAAAAAAAAAAAAGAAAACUGUGUGUGUUGCUUGUGCUUAUAAAUAUAUAUUGUAUUAUCCGUGUAAAAUUGUUGUACAAUGAGCGUCAAUAUGAAAACAAAUAAAGAAUGCAUUUAUGUUUUAAGUUCA